Sporothrix schenckii 1099-18 is the source of this 735-nucleotide messenger RNA. RefSeq lists its product as uncharacterized. Bases 1 to 735 code for a protein of 244 amino acids. The transcript has a single exon. Lineage: Eukaryota; Fungi; Ascomycota; Sordariomycetes; Ophiostomatales; Ophiostomataceae. The record is from RefSeq and is a predicted model, not a curated record.
AUGGCAUGUCUUGUCGAGGGACAAGAACCAGAAAGCGGCCUCGUCGACGCUGUGGCCAACGGUCAGCAGGCCGUGGUUCUGCAGGAUGACGGCUUUGUUGUCCGCGCCCAAGACAGCCGCGAUUCGUCGUCCUUCCUCCCGAUCGAGGACAAUGCCACCAAACUGGUCGUACACGGCAUGGCUCUUGUAGAAACGGAGGGCAUCCUGCGUAAUCAUGUCCAGUGGCCGCCCAAAGGCACUAAAUGCCUUGCCGUAGACGGAGUGCGCGUGGCAGGCGGCAUGCACGUCCGGCCGCGCCUUGUGGAUUUCCGAGUGGAUGGCAAACGCGGCGGCAUUGAUGGUCUCGCUGCCCUCGACGACGACGCCGUCUUCGUUGACGAGAACGAGGUCGGACACGCUGAUUUGCGAAAAGUGCAUCGACAGAGGAUUCAGCCAGAAAUGGUCGGUCAGAAUUGGAUCGCGCACCGACACGUGGCCGGCCACGCCCUCGUCGAAGCCGCGAUCGGCAAAUACGCGGAAGACAGCCGCCAGAUGCUGCUUGCGGUAGAGACGCUCUUCGUGGAGCGAGGCAAACGUGGGAUAGGAUCGAAUCUUCAGAGUCUUGCCGGUGGUGGUCCUGCCCAGCGCGCCUGUAGCGGCGUUGGCGCCUUUCUCGUUGGAGAGGACGACAGCGCUAGGGGCCAUUAUGUGAUUCUAUUCGUACGAGAUUCUAGACGGAGUGUGGAGGGAGGGUGA